Suillus clintonianus is the source of this 1572-nucleotide messenger RNA. RefSeq names its product cytochrome P450. The record is from RefSeq and is a predicted model, not a curated record. Lineage: Eukaryota; Fungi; Basidiomycota; Agaricomycetes; Boletales; Suillaceae. Gene Ontology annotation, molecular function: heme binding; oxidoreductase activity, acting on paired donors, with incorporation or reduction of molecular oxygen; monooxygenase activity. The transcript has 10 exons. The coding region runs from base 1 to 1572 and encodes 523 amino acids.
AUGUUGCCACUCACCAACUCUACUUGGUUGGACUUAUGUCUUGCUGGUGUCGCAGUGUAUUUGGUAAAGCAGGUGUUCAUCAAGAAGAACCCUGUAUCAUAUCCCCCUGGCCCCCCGGGAUGGCCUCUCGUUGGGAACGUGACAGACAUGCCUCGCAUCAAGCCUUGGCUGACCUUCACAGAGUGGGGCAAGAAGUAUGGUGAUAUCUCGCAUGUCGAGGUUCUGGGUCAGCACAUCAUUGUGCUGAAUUCUGUUAAGACCGGGAUGGAAAUGCUGGACAAGAAGAGUAACAUGUACUCUGACCGUCCUGUUCUUCCGAUGUGCGGUGAACUGGUUGGCUGGAAUCUCUCUUUGGGUCUUCUCCCUUAUGGUGACCGUUUUCGCUGGUACCGCAAGAACAUCCACCGUAUCAUUGGCAGUCGCGCUGCCAUGGAUGUCUACAACCCCAUCGAGGAGAUUGAGACUCACCGAUUUUUGAAGUGCGUACUAACGAAACCCGAUCAACUCCAGGCGCAUGUUCGACACACCGCUGGCGCUAUUAUUCUGCGAAUUUCUCAUGGUUAUGAAGUGAAGGAGAACAACGAUCCCUUCAUCAAUCUUGCAGACCACGCUAUGAACCAAUUAUCGCGGUCCAGUGCUCCCGGUGCCUUCAUGGUUGACAUCAUGCCAUUUUUGGCCAGGGUCCCUGAGUGGUUCCCUGGUGCUGGAUUCAAGCGCUUAGCCCGUGAAUGGUACGAGACCCGCGAACAGAUGGUUACUGCACCCUACAAGUUCGUCAAGGAUCAGAUAGCUGCUGGCAUUGCCCCAAUGUCUUUCACCUCGAAUUUGUUGGAAGGUCGCACUUUAUCUGCGGAAGAGGAUAAUAUGGCGAUGUGGUCUUCUGCAUCCCUAUACGCUGGUGGUGCCGACACGACGGUUUCUGCAAUCUACUCGUUUUUCCUAGCCAUGACACUCUUCCCCGAUGCGCAGAAGAAGGCUCAGGCUGAAAUAGAUGUCGUUGUCGGUCCCGAUCGCCUUCCCUCUUUCGCCGAUCGCGAAUCUCUCCCAUACACUGAGGCUCUUGCGAAAGAAGUCUUGCGCUGGAAUACCGUAGUUCCAACCGCUAUUCCCCAUCGUGUUACUGAGGACGAUAUACAUGAUGGGUACUACAUUCCAAAAGGCUCCUUGGUCAUACCUAACAUUUCGUUCAUGCUCAACAAUCCACGAACAUAUACUAAUCCCUCGCAAUUCAAUCCUGAACGCUUCUUGGCUAAGGAUGGACAGGAACUUGAGCUGGAUCCUCGAACUAUCUGUUUCGGCUUUGGCAGACGGCAUCGAUUAACAACACAGUCCUCUGAUUCGCUUGCUUUUGAUUGUAUAGGUCUUCAUCUCGCUGAUGCCUCGGUUUGGAUAUCUACCGCGAUGUCACUCGCAGUUUUUGAUAUCUCCAAGGCCAUCGAGAACGGUGUUGAGAUCACCCCCGAGCUUGACCCCUCAUCGGGUUCAAUCAGCCAUCCCAAGCCUUUCAAGUGCUCUAUCAAGCCUCGCUCUGCGAAAGCCAUCGCGCUCAUUCAGCAGGAUGCUAACUACUAA